AUGCAACAAGCGUGUCGGAAGGAAGGCUAUAAAACCAUCAUCUUCAAAAUGAUGUCCAAGUGGUGUUGGGUCACAAAAAAUCUUUAUUAUUUAAAUGGCCUACGGAUUAUUACGCCUAAAAACCUAACCAAAUUCAGUAGUGAGCAUUCAUCUUAUUCAACACAGCAAUCAUUUGGUGAAGACAUUCUGGAUGGUGUACAAUUACGUCGUGUUAAACAGACAUCUUUCAAAGAAACUGAUGAUGUACGUAGAGCCCGUUUAUUGUAUCAAAGCAGAAAGCGUGGAAAUUUAGAAAAUGGAAUUCUCUUAAGUACAUUCGCUGCUGAACAUUUACAUAAAAUGACUCCUGAACAACUUAGUGCCUAUGACGAUUUAAUCAAUUUACCCGAUAAUGAAUGGGAUAUCUACUAUUGGAUUACAAAAGCCAAAGAAGCUCCGGAAUAUUUUCAAACCGACGUCUUAAAACUUCUGCAGGAACACUGCAAAAAUACAAGAAAUGAACAACGAUAUCAACAACCGAGCUUAUAUUAA
Molecule: messenger RNA, 531 nt
Organism: Trichobilharzia regenti
Lineage: Eukaryota; Metazoa; Platyhelminthes; Trematoda; Strigeidida; Schistosomatidae
Source: the annotation of a GenBank genome assembly